Molecule: messenger RNA, 1440 nt
Organism: Schistocerca piceifrons (Central American locust)
Lineage: Eukaryota; Metazoa; Arthropoda; Insecta; Orthoptera; Acrididae
Exons: 10
Coding region: 114-1178 (354 amino acids)
Biological process (GO): DNA replication
Cellular component (GO): nucleus
Molecular function (GO): DNA binding
Source: RefSeq, a predicted model, not a curated record
UGAACGACUUUGGAGAAUUGUGCUGUAGUAUCUCUGACUUAAUGUUUCCCGCGGAAUAGGAAUAUUUGAAAUUGAAGACUAUAAAGUGUGGCGGCACCGUUGAAGAGCCUGUAAUGCAAAUACUGGGCAGCAGGAAAAUAACUGAUGCAGGAUCUAGUGAGAGAUAUCAGCUUCUGGUUUCUGAUGGCUGCCACUUGAACAAGUAUGCCUUGCUUGCAAGACAUUUGAAUGACAAGUUGACGUCUGGAGAGCUGUCGGUCUACUCUAUAGUCCGAAUGAACCACUUGUUUACAUCUAUGGUUAAAAAAUUAGGAAGGCCAGAAAUGUGUGUCAUGAUAAUCCAUGACCUGACAGUACUGGCAAAGGGGUCGGAGGUCAGGGUGACUAUUGGCAAUCCUGUAGCCUUGCCAGAGGGCGGCUUCAGUAUGGCAGCACUGCCUGCACCCACACGGCCAGCAAUAACAUCUCUUGCAGAGUCCAGGAUACAAGCAAAUGGCUGUGCAGGAUCCACCCACACACAGCCGUUGCUAUCUCAGAUGGGAAAUAAUGCUACUGAACUUUCACCUCCAGCUGACAAGCACAUAUUCCCACUCACUAGUUCCAGCUGGUACCAGAAUGAUUCUACUGAGCUAGAAGUUUCACGCAUCAGCCAUGACAUCAGCUUAGAAAUAGACCAAAAAAGUGCACAGAUGCAGCGUGGCUUUGCUAAUCUGUUAAACUGGAAUGAAAGUUUCUUUGCUGAAAUGAUGAAAACAAUAGAUGAAGGUGCACACAAAACACAUGAAAGUCUGUUGACAUUAAGUGAAAAUCUAGCUCCAUCAAAUCUCGUAACACAAUUAUUUUCAUCCGUGAUCCAGAAUCUUCUGGUUGAAAAUGUUGCUUUAGCACAUCUUGUGACAAAGCAGGUCCAGAGAAACAGAGUAACAGUUGAAACCUUCGCUAGAACACAAUUAGAAACUCUGCAGCCAUUCAAACAUUUUCUCAACAUUCAACUUCAUAAAUUUAAAGAAGUUGAGAGAAUCCAGAGAGAACAUAUAAAACAGCUAGAAGCUAAAUUGAAACAUAAAGAGGAGUUGCUCUCCAGAUUACGAAACCUAAUUAAUGUGGCCACUGAGGAUGAGAAGUUGUUUCAUCAUGUAUCAGCAGAAAAUGAAAAUUAUCCUCGGAAAUGGGAAUGACAUUGAUGUGUUUAAGUUUAUAGAUUAUGGAGCGGGACUCCAGUUUACAAGAAUUAUUUGAAAUUGUUGAGAGAAUGUGGAAGAAUAUCAAGGGCCCUAAACUGUAAAUUCAUUUCAUUACAGGAGCUGGAUUCCAAUUUACAGAAAUUGAUUGGAAAAUCCGUUUCUGUAAACUGGAGUCCAGCUCGUGCAAUAAAAACAUUUAGCUGUGAUAAAUAUUUAUUUACAAAAAUCAAAUACCAACUUAACUAUGAUCAUUAUU